CAAUCGGCGGGAAAGUUUUGCCGAACAAAUCGACUAUCUUCAUUAUCGAGAUUACCAGAUUGUGUUGGGUGGAAUUCUUAUGAAAAAAAAUCACUGGCUGGUGACCAUGAUGCUUCAAGUUGCUUGGUCUAGACAAGCAGUUCUGGGUCUCUACAAAAGAUUGUUACGAGAAGGCACCAAUCUGCGCUACACAGAUCAGGAGUUCUACAAGAGGAGCAUUCAGAAAGAGUUCAGAGUUCACCAAGCUGAGAAGAAUCAGGCUGAACAACAGAGGCAGUUGGAUCGAGGGUUCUACUUUCUUCACAGCAAGCUAGGAGGACUUGUGUGACAGCAUAAUCAUUCUGAUUUUAGUGCAGGUAC
Messenger RNA from Lytechinus variegatus (green sea urchin), 360 nucleotides. Its product is annotated as MIEF1 upstream open reading frame protein-like. The record is from RefSeq and is a predicted model, not a curated record. The transcript is spliced from 3 exons. Bases 80 to 328 code for a protein of 82 amino acids. Lineage: Eukaryota; Metazoa; Echinodermata; Echinoidea; Temnopleuroida; Toxopneustidae.